This is a messenger RNA of Fundulus heteroclitus (mummichog), 1522 nucleotides long. It is a transcript of the gene dbndd1, whose product is annotated as dysbindin domain containing 1. Gene Ontology annotation, biological process: negative regulation of protein kinase activity. Gene Ontology annotation, cellular component: cytoplasm. Lineage: Eukaryota; Metazoa; Chordata; Actinopteri; Cyprinodontiformes; Fundulidae. The coding region runs from base 406 to 873 and encodes 155 amino acids. The record is from RefSeq and is a predicted model, not a curated record. The transcript is spliced from 4 exons.
UGUGUUUUCUGCACAGAUCGAGCCAAGCCUCACAAUCCUACAUUUACCAAAGCAAGUGGCUGAUAAAUUUACUGUGAUGUUGCUGUUUCCAGACCUCCCUGUCUGCAGUGUAGCCUUCACACGGCUCUGAUGGCAGAGUGGGACAGGUGGACUGAGCUGGAGGAGGAACCCCACAUCUACUGUUUGGGACAAUUCGAACCGCAGUAGACAACAAAAAAAAAAAAAAAGAAAGAAAGAAAAAGGGUGGAACAGAGUCAGUUCAGAGCUUAGGUCUCGCUGUGUCCACCCACCCCCUCGUUACUCUCUCCCAUGCACACUCACUUGCAUACAUUCCCCUUCCCCAUUUGUGUCCUCCGCUCUCCGAUGCUGGUGUGGUGAGCAGCAGAGCACUCUCGGCUGAGCUGCAUGGAGGCACAGGGAGGGGCAGGGAGCCCAGAGCCCAACAAAGACAUCCAGAAGCUGCUGAAGCCGUCCAGCUCAGGUGACCUGUCCAAGGAGCUGUUCCAGCACCCAUCAGGGGAAGGAGAGGGCAGCCUGUCGGGCCACACUGCCAGCCUGCUGCACAUCAACGAGAAGAGACAACCUCUGAGCAGUGUGUCGUCCCUGGAGGUCCACUUUGACCUGUUGGAUCUGACUGAGCUGACUGACAUGUCUGACCAGGAACUGGCGGAAGUCUUCGCUGACUCUGAUGAGGAAAACCACAGAGAGUCCCCAGCAGGUUCCCACCAGCCUGUGCUGCCCAGGAGCGGCUACAUGCGCUCGCCCUCAUGGACGCGCUGCAGGAAAGCGGAGCUCCCGCGUGAGAGAAAGCAUCACAGCGACUCAGACACAGCCGAGCCCUUAAUGAAGCUAGAGAGACCGAAGCAUCCGUAAAGCUCAACCCGAAACGACUGGCCCGCAAAGAGAAAGAGAGAGAGACAGAUUCAUCUCAGAGCCUGUUGGACAGACACAAUGGUGAAACCAAGCCACCAUGACGCCUCCAUCUGCCACUGUGCACUCAUGUGACGUCCCACAGUGCUGGCAUGUUCAGGCUCAACUCCAGAGACUCUGCUCUCUACUCUAAAAGAAAACGAUAACAUGCAAUAGUCCCACUGUUCCUGCUCUCUUCUCCCUCUAACACAAGAAGGCCUGUGCAGUCAUCAUGUUUUUUAACAACGGAGGGUUCUUGUUGCACUCUGGCCUGCCAGAUGAUUUAAAUGUAGUUUUUUUUUCUUUUUCUUUAGAAAGACAGGGUAUGAGGUCAACAGAGUAUCAGCACCUUUGUCCUUACAGCACCUCAGGGUGGGCCAGCAAAAGGAGAUUGGCAAUAAAAGUCAAAACCACAGCGAUGGCAGACCCUGAGACAUUAACCGCAACAUUAAUUAAAACGUCGCAGAUGCUUAUUGAGACUUACUAUGUUUGCUGUUAAUGCAUCAGGGGGUUUCUGCUGCCUCUGAAGUAAACAAAGGUAGCCUUAACAGAGGAUGUGUGGGGCGACUCUCUCCAUCUUUACCAGAAAUGUGUCUCUGAAUGCAAAAUGCCC